Molecule: messenger RNA, 30605 nt
Organism: Coregonus sp. 'balchen'
Lineage: Eukaryota; Metazoa; Chordata; Actinopteri; Salmoniformes; Salmonidae
Source: the annotation of a GenBank genome assembly
AUGGAACGAAGGAGUGAGGAGGAGGAGGACGAGGACAAGGAAGAGGAGGAGAAAUGUGCCACAACUGCGAAGGGCAGACAAUGUGCCUCAGUAUCCAAGCCCUGGUUGAAUAUUGCAGCAUCAGGCACACACACACACAAACGCACCGCAGGGAAUGGAGCAGGCCAGAGAAAUGCCUAGUCUCCAGCUGGGCAGCCACUUGCCUUGUUGCCAUGGCGAUGCUGGAGCACAUUGUAAGCCAGUGACUCAUUGAGCGGAGCAGUGUGGCGGAGCGGAGAGGAGGCACGGGAACAGAAUCCAUAUUGUGGUUAUGAAUUGACAAUGGGCGUUCGGGACAGGCCUAGUUCUCUCUCUGUGUGUGUGUGUGUGUGUGUGUGUGUGGUGUGUGUCUCUGUGUUUGUGUGUCUGUGUCUCUGUGUGUGUGCUAGCUAGAGAGGGUAUUGGGCAGACUGCAGGCACGCACAUUCUCACAGCACCAACCAUCCAUGGCUUCAUCAUUUACACUCGAUCGUGACCAAAUUAUGGAAUGGGCAAUUGAAACGAAUAAUCUGUUCAAGCUUUUAUACGAACCCUGUUACAUCACAUCCAGCUCUGCUUUACUUGGCCCAGCCUGUGCGUCAGAGAGUGGAGACGCACAAUAAUGAAUAUUCAUCCCAUGGCUCAGCAGUGAAACAGCCCUCCAGGCAGUGGCUAGCUGUGCCUUAUCUUUCUAACUGGUCCAACACAGCUAUUCAUUAUCACAGGUGGGAACAGCAGAUAACACCUCUUUCCAGGUUUUCCCUCCUAAUGUUCUGCUCUAGCGCAUUCAUAGUUUAGUUCGGGGUGUACAUAGAGGUCAGAGGUCACAGUUAAACCCAAUAGCAUAGUCACAGACCAUUGUCAUAACUCCAGACUGAGGGCUAGAACACUUCCUGUCAACCCCUUAGGGAGUCAUGAUGGGUAUUUAGACUAAAGGGCUCACAGUGCUGUAGAGCUUCAAAGCCUUUUGGGUCUCUGAGUGGUUGGUCUGUGUAUCAGAAAGACCGUGGGUAAGGACAUAUUUAGGCCUGAGGGGUUAGUAACUUAUGAGUGAUGUGGUUGAUGGUUAGUGGGCUUAACCUGUAGCCUUACUUACCCUUGUGUAUUUAUAUUAGACAGUGUUGUUUCUAGUAAUGGCUGUCUAAAUGUCAGCUUAGAGUUUACUCAAUCAAACAGGAAGCACUUAGCCAGGACAGGAAAUGGAAUUUAUGUGAAUGGGGGUCAAAAGGAAAAAGGUGUCAGUCUAUACUGAGAAAUCUUAGUAGGAAAUCUUCUCAUAUAGAAAUCCAAAGGGGGAUAGGAAUUGUUACCUCUGGUUUGGUCAUUCAGGAAAUUGGUCCAGAACUUGGGAGAGAAAAGGGAAUUUUCCUUAGUUUCUUAGCAGGAACAGUCAGGAUAUGAGAGUUUACCUUGGUUAACCUAGUCGUGGGGAAACUUGAAUCCUGAUAGGACAGUAGUGUUUGUACUGGGACUGAGUGGCGUGAGGAAUCUGUGGUAUGUUUAGGAGCAGAGGUGUGCCAGUUUCUGUUAGAAACGUCCGCCCGGGCCAGGGAGGUAAAGUAGCAGUCUCAGAUGGGGUUGUGACCUCCUAAACUGGAGCUCCCGCCUCCCAUAGGGAAACUGUGGUAUAGGAAUCUGAAUCCAAUAGGAAGUCCAUGUACUUGGACUCCUGUAGAGAGAAGGGGAUGUUUGAAUGGGCUGAAUACAGAGCAUUCCUUUAAUCUAUUCCACUGAUGAAUUCUGGCUGUGUCACCUUCUGUGAACCCUUUGCCAGCAUUCCAGUAGGGAUUCUAAUGUUAUGGCUUUUUAUCUUUCUUUAGGCUACAUACUUUCCUCUCCUCUUUACACCCCUCUCUCUUUAUCUGGCCUAUUUCACCUCCUUUAUUCAGUAUGUCAGUUCCUCACUCCCCUCCGCUGUCAGAAAGUACCAGAGAUGUGCUCUCACAAUGCCUUUCGAGAUUUGAUUUGACAGGUCUUUUCCUACGCCUUACACAAUUGUGUCAGUCGGUGUCCUCAAUCUGUCACACGUACAGCUGAACAAACACCCUGUUACUAAACCAACACACAACCCUCCCAAAGGAACCUCAUAUAGCAGUGAAAAGAACAAUAAACUGGAGAGCGAGAUCAGGUUGCCUCUAACCCAAUACCUCUGAAUGAGGUCUAUGGUGACAUUUACAUUCCAUAUGCAUCCUCAGCACAGUUUAGGUCAGAGAGAGAAAGCCACCUCACAUAGUGUUUUAUGGACCAUGCUUCACCCACAUUCUAUUGUAGCUGAGUCAGAACCUAGUCAUACAGGGAUGCCUGGGCCUCCUCUGGAACACUAGUGCUACAUCUCAAUAGUAUCAAGUGGCUUUCUUUCCUCAUCUCUAUUCCUUCAUCAACAUUGAUCUGAAAUUAGAUAAGGAAGGAAAGCCAGUUUGGAUUAUUGAGAUGCAGCCCAGGAUUCAUGGGAAACACAGUUGUUUUCCUGGUCAUUGGGGGUGUGACAAAACUGUUUCCUGUUUGCCUAAUUGCAUCGUGUGGAUGAUGUUAAAAAUAUUUGUUGGUCUGAUGUGAUUAAUAAGGAGCCUCCAGACGCUGCAUUUUAUGCAUUUAUGAAAUUGCUUCUUCAAAUUAUUGAUAAACAUGCACCUGAUAAGAAACUGACUGUUAGAACUGUUAAGGCUCCAUGGAUUGAUGAGGAAUUGAAAAACUGUCUGGUUGAAAGAGAUGGAGCAAAAGGAGUGGCUAAUAAGUCUGGCUGCACAUCUGACUGGAUGACUUAAUGCAAAUUGAAAAUUAUGUGACUAAACCUAACAAAAAGAAGAAGAAACUGUAUUAUGAAGCCAAGAUCAAUGAUAUAAAGAAUGAUGGGAAAAAACUUUGGAGUACUUUAAAUGAAAUGAUGGGCAGAAAGACAUUCAAUCAGAUGGCUUAUUCAUCGCAAAACCAUUUGAUGUUGCCAGUUUUUUUAAUGAUUACUUAAUUGGCAAAGUGGGCACAUUUAGGCAGGAAAUGCCAACAAUGAACAGUGAGCCAUCAUACUCAUGCAUAGAAAAACAAAUAAUGAAAGAAAAGCAUUGUAAGUUAGAAUUUUGUAAAGUUAGUGUGGGUGAGGUGGAAAGAUUAUUGUUAUCGAUCAAUAAUGACAAACCUCCUGCCAUUGACAACUUAGAUGGAAAGCUACUGAGGAUGGUAGCUGACUCUAUAGCCACUCCUAUCUGUCAUAUCUUUAAUCUGAGCCUAGAGGAAAGUCUUUGUCCUCAGGCCUGGAGGGAAGCCAAAGUCAUUCCGCUACCCAAGAGUGGUAAAGUGGCCUUUACUGGUUCUAGCAGAAGACCUAUCAGCUUGAUGCCAGCUCUUAGCAAACUGUUGGAAAUGUAUUUUGACCAAAUACAAUGAUAUUUCUCUGUAAACAAAUUAACAUACUUUCAUGCUUAUAGAGAAGGGCACUCAACAUGUACUGGACUGACACAAAUGACUGAUGAUUGGUUGAAAGAAAUUGACAGUAAGAAUAUUGUGGGAGGUGUACUGUUAGAUCUCAGUGCAGCCUUUGGAUAUUAUUGACCAUAACCUAUUGUUGAGAACUUAUGUGUUAUGGUCUUUCAACCUCUGCCAUAUCAUGGAUCCAGAGCUAUCUAUCUAAUAGAACUCAGAGGGCUUUCUUUAAUGGAAGCUUCUCUAAUGUCAAACAUGUAAAGUGUGGUGUACCACAGGGCAGCUGUCUAUGCCCUCGACUCUCUUCUAUUUUUACCAAUGACCUGCCACUGGGAUUAAACAAAGCAUGUGUGUCCAUGUAUGCUGAUGAUUCAACCAUAUAUGCAUCAACAACCACAGCUAAUGAAGUCACUGAAACCCUUAACAAAGAGUUGCAGUCUGUUAUGGAAUGGGUGGCCAGUAAUAAACUGGUCCUGAACAUCUCUAAAACUAAGAGCAUUGUAUUUGGUACAAAUCAUUCCCUAAGUUCUAGACAGCUGGAUCUGGUAAUGAAUGGUGUGGCUGUUGAACAAGUUGAGGAGACUAAAUUACUUGGUGUUACCUUAGAUUGUAAACUGUCAUGGUUGAAACAUAUACAUUCAAUGGUUAUACAGAGAGGGAGAGGUAUGUCCGUAAUAAAUAAUGCUCUGCUUUUUUGACACCACACUCCACAAAGCAAGUCCUGCAGACUCUAGUUUUAUCUUAUCUUUGUUGUCCAGUCAUAUGGUCAAGUGCUGCAAAGAAAGACCUAGUUAAGCUGCAGCUGGACCAGAACAGAGCUGCAUGUAUUGCUCUUCAGUGUAAUCAGAGGCCUAAUAUAAAUACUAUGCAUGCCAGUCUCUCUUGGCUAAGAGUUGAGGAAAGACUGACUGCACAGUUUGAAAGAUAUGGCAAAUAGUAUUCAAACCGGAUGGACAUCAGAAAUAGAUGGGAGAGGUUGAGGGUAGAGGAAGGACAGGAGUAAAAACAAACAAAAUAUAACUAUUGUAAAAUGGACCGUGUCCAUAAAAUGUAUAAAGUAUGUAUAAGCUGGAAGUAGAGGCCUAAGCGUUGUUGUUCACUAGUUUACUCCAAUUAGGGGAGGGGUGGUAGGGUUAGAAAGUAAUAAAGGAAAAUAUAUUUGAAAAAAAAGAUAUGUAUGUAUGCAUGUGUAUAUGUACAGUUGAAGUCGGAAGUUUACAUACACAUAGGUUGGAGUCAUUAAAACCAGUUUUUCAACCACUCCAAAUUUCUUGUUAACAAACUAUAGUUUUGGCAAGUCGGUUAGCACAUCUACUUUGUGCAUGACACAAGUAAUUUUUCCAACAAUUGUUUACAGCCAGGUUAUUUCACUUAUAAUUCUCUGUAUCACAAUUCCAGUGGGUCAGAAGUUUACAUACACUAAGUUGACUGUGCCUUUAAACAGCUUGGAAAAUUCCAGAAAAUGAUGUCAUGGCUUUAGAAGCUUCUGAUAGGCUAAUUGACAUCAUUUGAGUCAAUGGGAGGUGUACCUGUGGAUGUAUUUCAAGGCCUACCUUCAAACUCAGAGCCUCUUUGCUUGACAUCAUGGGAAAAUGAUAAGAAAUCAGCCAAGACCUCAGAAAACAAAUUGUAGACCUCCACAAGUCUGGUUCAUACUUGGGAGCAAUUUCCAAACGCCUGAAGGUACCACGUUCAUCUGUACAAACAAUAGUACGCAAGUAUAAACACCAUGGAACCACGCAGCCGCCAUACCGCUCAGGAAGGAGACGUGUUCUGUCUCCUAGAGAUGAACAUACUUUGGUGCGAAAAGUGCAAAUCAAUCCCAGAACAACAGCAAAGGAUCUUGUGAAGAUGCUGGAGGAAACACGUACAAAAUUAUCUAUAUCCACAGUAGUAAAACAAGUCCUAUAUCGACAUAACCUGAAAGGCCGCUCAGCAAGGAAGAAGCCACUGCUCCAAAACCGCCAUAAAAAAGCCAGACUACGGUUUGCAACUGCACAUGGGGAAAAAUAUCAUACUUUUUGGAGAAAUGUCCUCUGGUCUGAUGAAACAAAAAUAGAACUGUUUGGCCAUAAUGACCAUCGUUAUGUUUAGAGGAAAAAGGGGGUUGCUCGCAAGCCGAAGAACACCAUCCCAACCGUGAAGCACGGGGGUGGCAGCAUCAUGCUGUGGGGGUGCUUUGCUGCAGGAGGGACUGGUGCACUUCACAAAAUAGAUGGAAUCAUGAGGAAGGAAAAUUAUGUGGAUAUAUUGAAGCAACAUCUCUAGACAUCAGUCAGGAAGUUAAAGCUUGGUCGCAAAUAGGUCUUCCAAAUGGACAAUGACCCCAAGCAUACUUCCAAAGUUGUGGCAAAAUGGCUUAAGGACAACAAAGUCAAGGUAUUGGAGUGGCCAUCACAAAGCCCUGACCUCAAUCCUAUAGAACAUUUGUGGGCAGAACUGAAAAAGCGUGUGCGAGCAAGGAGGCCUACAAACCUGACUCAGUUACACCAGCUCUGUCAGGAGGAAUGGGCCAAAAUUCACCCAACUUAUUGUAGGAAGCUUGUGGAAGGCUACCCGAACGUUUGACCCAAGUUAAACAAUUUAAAGGCAAUGCUACCAAAUACUAAUGGAGUGUAUGUAAACUUCUGACCCACUGGGAAUGUGAUGAAAGAAAUAAAAGCUGAAAUAAAUCAUUCUCUCUACUAUUAUUCUGACAUUUCACAUUCUUAAAAUAAAGUGGUGAUCCUAACUGACCUAAGACAGGGAAUCUUUACGAGGAUUAAAUGUCAGGAAUUGUGAAAAACUGAGUUUAAAUGUAUUUGGCAAAUGUGUAUGUAAACUUCUGACUUCAACUAUGUAUUUAUAUGUGUGUAUGUACAGUACCAGUCAAAAGUUUGGACACACCUAUUCAUUCGAGGGUUUUUCUUUAUUUUUACUAUUUACUAAAUUCAUGUAGUAACCAAAAAAGUGUUAAACAAAUCAAAAUAUAUUUUAUAUUUGAGAUUCUUCAAAUAGCCAUCCUUUGUCUUGAUGACCGCUUUGCACACUCUUGGCAUUCUCUCAACCAGCUUCAUGAGGUAGUCACCUGGAAUGCAUUUCAAUUAACAAGUGUGCCUUCUUAAAUGUUAAUUUGUGGAAUCUCUUUCCUUCUUAAUGCGUUUGAGCCAAUCAGUUAUGUUGUGACAAGGUAGGGGGGGUAUACAGAAGAUAGCCCUAUUUGGUAAAAGACCAAGUCCAUAUUAUGGCAAGAACAGCUCAACUAAGCAAAGAGAAAUGACAGUCCAUCAUUACUUUAAGACAUGAAGGUCAGUCAAUACGGAAAAUAUCAAGAACUUUUAAAGUUUCUUCAAGUGCUGUCGCAAAAAACAUCAAGCUCUCACUGGAAAGGAAGACCCAGAGUUACCUCUGCUGCAGAGGAUACGUUCAUUAGAGUUAACUGCACCUCAAAUUGCAGGCCAAAUAAAUGCUUCACAGAGUUCAAGUAACAGACACAUCUCAACAUCAACUGUUCAGAGGAGACUGCAUGGAUCAGACCUUCAUGGUCGAAUUGCUGCAAAGAAACCACUACUAAAGGACAACAAUAAGAAGAGACUUGCUUGGGCCAAGAAACACGCGCAUUGGACAUUAGACUGGUGGAAAUCUGUCCUUUGGUCUGAGUUAUUUCAUAGUUUUGAUGUCUUCACUAUUAUUCUACAAUGUAGAAAAUAGUACAAAUAAAGAAAUACCCUUGAAUGAGUAGGUGUGUCCAAACUUUUGACUGGUACAGUAUGUAAAUUGUAAAGUAUUUUGUUUGUAAUGUAUUUUUCGUUAUGUGUUGGACCCCAGUAAGUCUAGCUGUCGCCAAUGGUGUCAGCUAAUGGGGAUCCUAAUAAAUCAAAUCAAAUAUAUUAUUCGGCUCCCGCGUCUGUUAGUCAUUGGUUUCCUUGAACAGAAAGUAGCAUGUACAUUUUUCUUGUGCACAACCUCUUAUGUACAUUAUAAGUAAAGCAUUUGUUUUGUCGUAACAUCACCAUGUUGCCAUAAUAUUUUCCAUAAUGUUUGUGUAAAGUGGGCUAUCUGAUGUUGUGUUGGAUCAAUGCGCAAAUGUUCUUCAGUUCAUUGAAUCAAUCAAUAAUUUGCUUUCAACAUUGUAAUGUAACUACCGGUAGUUGUCUUACAUUACGUUUGGAUUGAAUUAGCAAAAUGAUAUUCAGCUUCCUGUAUUUUUUAUUCUAGUAUAUCAUUUAGCCAGGGUUCAAUUGAAAACAUAGACGCACCCUUUUUCUAAUUACAAACCUGCAUUUGUUGAAGUGAUUUAUAUUUCACUUAGUAGAGGGUCUCAACUUGACCCACCACCCGCUUUGUGGCUAUGAAUAGACAUUGGUGGGGGCAGGCUUUGGUGACUUCACAUUUUUGGAGAGAAGGGAAAAGUCAAGCCACUACUGUGAAGAACUACAUUUGAGCAUAAUGAUUAAACUUCAAUUAUUCUACUUCCAUAUGUCUCAUGUUCUCUCUCUCUCUAUCCAAAGCCAUACAUAGGUAAGCUGUAUUUAUCGGACUCCAGCUCUCUCUUUUCUCUCUGUGAUUAGUGUUGGCGGACGAGGUGCCCUAUGCGGAUGAAGAAGAGGGGGAGCAGUUUGAGUUUGACGACAGUGGGGAUGAGGCCCCUAAGGCAGACCGGCCGCCCCUUGCUCCUCCAGCCCCAGACUACAGGGCCCAGGGCCAGGCCCAGGUCAAUGGUGUGGCCCUUCACCCACAGCAGGAAGGACCAUACCCCCAGCCCUCCAACCCGGAGCCCCCAGCAGCAGCAGCGACAUCUGACACAGCUCCAGUGGCAGCAGCACCGGAAGCUCCAGUAGCCAUGGCCACAACAGACACAGUGGCAGCAGCACUGGAAGCUCCGGUAGCCAUGGCCACAACAGACACAGUGGCAGCAGCACUGAAAGCUCCGGUAUCCAUGGCCACAACAGACACAGUGGCAGCAGCACCGGAAGCUCCAGUAGCCAUGGCCACAACAGACACAGUGGCAGCAGCACUGAAAGCUCCGGUAGCCAUGGCCACAACAGACACAACAGCUCCAGUGGCAGCAGCAGAAGGGGACAAGGCUUCAUCAGUCCCAGUCCCAGCUGACACAGACAGUGAUUUACCCCCUCCUCCACCUCCAGAGGACUCCACUCCUGUAGGCACAGACUCUGUUAACACAGGUUAGUGAAAACAACUAUUCCGUUUUCUUCUUUAGCACCUGGAUGUCUGAGGAUGGAUCCUCUGUCUCACUGUAGACUAAACAUACACAAAUAAUGUACCACCACAACCAUAUCAUUGCUCCACACUGAGUGGGUGCUGUACAGUAGAUGGUGUCAUGCAGUCCAUCCUAAGCACAUGUUGUAUUACCUCAUUCUGACACAUGCUCCAUGUCAGGCUGGAAUAGACAUUAGUGUAGUGGAGCCCUGCCUGUCUCUCUCCUGACGCCUGAUAUCACUGGCUGGCUGGUUCAGGGUGGCUCCUGACAUUCAUCACACACAGCUUGACUCCACCAGGACACUACCACUCUCUCUAUCAGACUCUCAGUCAGAGGAGAGAGGCCCACCCUACUACCCCAUCACCCCAGUUAGACUCACCCCACAUUUCAACUAGAGACUCCAACAACCUCUUGCGAACACAUACAUUCCAAGCUCUUUCCUCUCUCUAGCACUCACUGCCCAAGUUGCUGUGUCUCUCCCCCUCUGACAAUUACAACCCAGUCCAAUUGCGAGUCCAGGCCCCUCUCCUCUCCAGUGGCUGACCAGUAGUGUUUACCCUGCAGCUUAUGUGUCUGUAGUGGGUGUAUGGUGAUUUAUCUCCUCUGACCCCAGGGCCUGAGACGAGCUCGCUCAUAUAUCUAUCUCAUCUCUCUCUGAUCUCACUAUGAUAUAGCUAAGAGUGAGAUACGGAUCAUCACGCAAUAGAGAGAUCUAGUGAUGGAUCCGCGUAGUCGAGCCGAUAGAUAGAUAUAGCGAUAAUACUAUAUAUAGAUAGUCGAGUAUCUAUAUCUAGUAUGAUGAGAAUAUCUCUAUCUCUCUCUCUCUACUCCUCUCUUCUCUCUCUCCCUCUCUCGCUCUCUCUCUCUCUCUCUCUCUCUCUCUCCUCUCUCUCUCUCUCUCUCUGCUGUAAAGACACUUCUGUCUGAUUGAUUGAAAGCUUAAGAGAGGGAAGGCUCACAGGCUGAGAUUUGAAGUAGUGGCAGUUAAAUGUUUAUCUACCUGCUGUAAAUCACAGUAUUCUUCUUCAGUGUUCUGCAAUGAUCGAAAGUUGGAGUGCUUAGUCACCUAACCAAUGAUAGACAUGAUGUGGUAUCAUCAAAUUCCACUUAUGGAAUUUUAUGGCAGUACUUUUUAGUAUUUUGCAAUUGUGCAAAGUAAUCUGAUAACAAAUUAGUUCCAGCACAUUCAGAGCAGUGUGUAGCUGUGUUGUAUUGAUGGGGAUCAUUUGGGGCUAACAGUACUGUGUGUUACAUUUCCAUUGCAGAUAAGGAAGUGUCCAGUGAUGACCCUCCCCCAGCCACCCCCAGGACCACCUCCCAGAAGAAAGUCAACCCCUACUCUGUGAUUGACAUCACCCCCCUCCAACUACAGCAGCUGGAGCAGCAGCAUGGGCCCGUCGCUUCCUCACCGGUUGAGAGGGUGGGAGGAGAGGGGGAGAAGGAGGGUGAGGGCCAGGAUGUUCCCCCCGCCAGCCCCCCCUGUGUCCCCCCGGGCUACUCUGUGCCCGUGCCCUGUGGGUACGCCACCCCCUCUGGUGUGCCCCUCAUCACGCCAGCCUACACCACGCCCGUCAUCAUCCGACACUUCUCCGUGGACGAGGACGGUAAAGGAAGAACACAUCAAUGGUGGAAAUAUGUAGAAUUAGAAGGAUUUUAACAGCCAUUCCUACCAUUCCUUCUACUCUGUUCUGCAUUCAUAUUGCAAACCUCAGACUAUCAUGAUGUGAUGCGUUUGAUAUAGUGUUCCUACAAUGAACAGAGCACUGAAAAGUAGGAACAGAGCACUGAAAAUAUGUGGUGGGCACUGUUCAAACGUAUCAUUCAAUCUUGUUAGUGGAAUUCCCCCGUCCUCUCCCCCUUCUUCACCACUGACUUUGGGAUGAGAGGCCAUGACACAUGCAUGCUCUGUACUCCCAACAAAUAUUUCCUCUCCUUUCUUCGCAUUUUCAAUGUUUUCCUAAAACCUUGCCUCAGGAAGUGGGGACUAAAUUUAGCCGCUCGCUAAACUCUGUGUUGGCUUUGAGGAUUUUCCUGUUUUCUCUUUAAUGUUACAGUAGUAGUUAAAUGUGUGCCUUGGCCAGUCUGAGGGGAAAUUGCAGUGUAAUUAAGCUACUCAACAUGUCACAGAGGGUCACUCCUAUUUUAUAGUAUUUUAAAAGGUAUAUUCUACAGUUGAAAUGUUAUCACAUUGACUGAUUGUUCCAAUAUACUGUAAGGCUUUUCUGUUGGAAAUAUUCUGUGACAUGUAAGCCUAUCAUUGCGGAUAAUAUGUGAGAAUGUAUUAGAUAUCAGUUUAUCAUUGCCGUUUUUUGAAUGAGCAAUCUAAUCUGAGGUCCUUAUCAAUCAAUUUCAGGUCUUAUUUUUAUCUCUUAAAUGCAAGUUUAGUUUCAGUGGUGGCUGCCCCCUGGUGGCAGUACAUAAGGUUUAGCGCAAACUGCUAAUUGUAUGUAAUGUUAGGGAAGGAGUCAUCAGUGUUGAUUUUUGUUCUCUCUCUCUCCCUCCAGAUACUGUGGUGGGGACAGGCAACAUUUCUGUUGACAUGUGAGUGACUCGCCUGCCAGGAUCUUUCUUCACUGAUCUGCUUUAUCUCAUCUAGACUGGAGUUGAUCUGCCAGAAUUUGUGAUGAAGUGGAUUCUUGCUUAUUUGCGUUGGAAUAGCAGAUGGUUAUGAUUUCUCUAUUUUAUUCAAAUGUCUGCAGUGAAGAGUAUCCUGCCAUCAGAGAGGAGGAUGCUUUGUCUAAAUGGGUGUCGGACCCUGCAAACACAGCCUGGAUGGAAAGUAAGUACUCAUCCUCUUCUCAUUUCCCAAUGAGAAAUACCUUUCUGCAAUUUUCUGUUUAUUUUACUUUCCUGUUUCCAUUUGUAUUUACCUAGUUUAUACUUUUUGGUCUGCUUGGAACACAACAGGACAGGGAUUGUAAGGUUCUGAGUCCAUCCUGAAUCUGUCCCGUUCACAAUGCAUGACUACACAGUGGUGUUCUUUUUAUUCUUGACUCAAGUGAAUUUCCAGACACUUCCUUCCUCUAGCUCCUUUUGAGGAACCGGGCCCUUGUGGGGUCUCUCCUCUUGACUUCCCUGAGACUGAAUCCUGUCCGUUGUGUGAAGAUUUAUUUCAAAUUGAGACCUUGUUAAUUCAAACAUGGUUGCGUUGUCAUUUAGAUCCAGAUGAAGUAAUUUAUGAUGAUGUGCCCAGAGAGAACUCUGACUCCACUACAGGUUAGUGCUGUAUUCCUUCUUUUUUGUCUUUCUAUUCUGUCUUUCUUUCUUUCAGUUUUUCAUUGUACUGUCGUUCCUCUUUUCCACAGCGUCAGGGUACUUCUGCAUAUUAAUGUCUUUACCUCUUUUGCAUUUAUAAAACAUAAUGUACUGAAAUUAUUCAUCAGAUACAUUUUAUGUGCCCUUAAGCAAACUGUGUUAGGCUAUACAAUGUUCAGUUGAUGCACUAGAAAUGGCAUAUAGAAUUCAUGCCAAGGAAUCUGAUCUAAAUAUGGUCAGGCUAACUUACUGUAUGUGAAUACAAAUUGCACCAUUGCAGUUUAAAAUAUAUUUCACCCUGAUUUGAAUGCUGUUCCCCUUGAUUUUAACCCUUUCCCUUCCAUCCCUCAGAGCCAGACGAGAUGAUCUAUGACGAUGUGGAGUUAGGAGAGGAGGGCUGCGGCAGCUCCCUGGACAACGGUUGGAGCUCCAGCGAGUUUGAGAGCUAUGACGAGCAGAGUGACGGGGAGGGCCGCGGGGAGAAUGGCCUGCCUGACGCCUUCAUGAGAGGGAAGCCCCCACAAAGGAAGACCCAUGUGUGUAAACUAAACACCUUACCCCCUCUGUCUACAGACCUGUCCGUCUGGGGAGGGAAGAGAAGGGUGAAGAGGGGGAAUAUACUAUGCUAGAGGAAGGGGAUUAUAUGUACUAUGGGGAGUAGAAGAUUGAGAGAGGAUAUGAAGGAUAUGUGUCUCAUCUGGAUUCACCAGGAGAUGCACAAAGCUGCAGAUGGACGCCACAGAACAACAGACUCUAAAGAAGGAUACACUCUUAGAAAAAAAGGUUAUAUCUAGAACAGUGGAGGCUGGUGGUAGGAGCUAUAGGAGGACGGUCUCAUUGUAAUGGCUGGAAUGGAAUUAAUGGAACAGUAUCAAACAAAUCAAGCAUAUGGAAACCACAUGUUUGACUCCGUUCCAUUUAUUCCAUUCCAGCCAUUACAAUGAGCUCGACCUCCUAUAGCUCCUCCCACCAGCCUCCACUGAUCUAGAACCUAAAAUGGUUAUUUGGCUGUCCCCAUAGGAGAACCCUUUGAAGAACCCUUUUGAUUCCAGGUAGAACCCUUUUGGGUUCCAUGAAGAACCCUUUCCACAGAGGGUUCUACCUGAAACCAAAAAGGGUUCUACCUUGAACCAAAAAGGGUUCUCCUAUGGGGACAGCCGGAGAACCCUUUUGGAACCCUUUUUUCUAAGAGUGUCGUUUAUUUCAGCAUCUUGAACAUAUGAGGAAGCAGAAGCAGUGGCACACAGUGAAUGUAUAAUAAAAUACAAUAUCCAGUUAAACAGAAGAUGAGUAAAUAUUUGACAUCCUCAUAUUUAAAAUGAAAAAUACUUCAGCUAAUGUUAAUACACAUUUUUAUACACUAGGAUUAUUCUUGUCUUCCGGCUGCACAUGUUAUUACUAAGCUCUCUGUAAUAUACAGUUCAUUUGUAUAUUUGGUUUUGAAUUGAACGGCCUGCUUGUUCUUUCAGCCCAGAGGUCUUGCCAGGGAAGUCUCAGUGUUAUAACUCCGCUGGCUGCACAAAGUGACUGCUUGGCUUCUGUGGCAGAGAUUGGCCCUGUUAAAGGUAGACUCAGCGAAGUGACAUUGCCACGAGCAGCACCGCAGAUAUUGCGAUGAGCGAGAUGCAAGACUUUCUCAGAGUCAUGCAUAGUAUCUGCGCAUGUGAAUGUUCGCUUCACGCUGUUAGAGCGUGGUAGGUACGGGACCAAAACAGCAGAGAAGGUUAACCUUGCGCUUCAACGCUCUUAGCUGUUUGCUGAAAUUGACCCACUAAGCUUUGUGCAUCUACAUCAUAUCGCUGAGUCUACCUUUAAGAAUAAUAUGUGGGUCGGGAGACAAAAUAUGGGUGAGGAGGCAAUGCCUUAGCUGUGGUGAGGGUGGGCGGAUUGGGGUGAGGGGCAUGAUCUUCUCUGGCUGACCACCUUCAAAGGAUCCGUCUGGUAACGCGUCAAAUGCUCUGCUUUUGUUUAGCUUUCUCAAGAUCUGACACGCUUGAAAGAACUCUAUGAGAAAAAGAUGAAAGAUCUUAUGGCAAGUACAGUGGGAACGGUAGAGCUACAGCAGAUAAAACAGAAACACGAGCAGAAGGUAAAUGUCCUCAACAUGGUCGGUGUCUGUCUUCACCCUCCGCUAGACAAAAUAGAGCCUCCUCAACCUCCUUAACCCCUCCCUCACUGUGUCUCGCACCGACUGAUUCAGACCUAGUUUCCCUUCAUCCUGCUCUUAUGUCUGGUGGUGAGUUUGUCUCUACUGCAUUGACAUGUGCCAACUGUAUGGGUGUUGAGGCAACUGCAUCUCCUAAGUGACAUGCCUUUAGUUCUACAGCGUACUGAGACACCAGUGCAGCUGAGUUGUGUGUAGGCCUGGACAGGAGGUCCGUACAGGUUCAUUUUAGUCCACUCAUUGAAUAAUGAUGCUACAGAACAUUUUCAAACAAAUCUAUAAAAAAAAGAUAGAGUUAUGAAGUUAUACUUUUCAGCAGAGGGUUGUAGCAGUCCAGGUAAAUCUUCUGAGACCCUACCCUGGCUAAUGAAAGAGCCUCUAAACUACUGACAUUCCCUAUUUACAGGUCUCACAUAGAGAGAUUACAGUUAAGUACACGUCACUUCUAGCCCUUAUGCAUUUGUGAAAAUCCUUUAAUUUAGAUUGACUCAGUUCAGCUGCUGUCACAGUUGCUGUCUUGCUCUGGUCCACCCUGCUCUCCCUGAGGUCCUGCUCCUGUAUUUACAUGAGCUGUCAUAUUCCCUUCUCUUCUAACACAGUUCCUAUAUCAUCCCCUAAGAACUUCAGUAGCAUGCUGUUCUCUCUGUCUGCUCUGAGUGCUAUUUACUGUUGUUGAUGCUACCUGAAGAUGCAAAAGCUGGUGAAGGCAGCGAGAGACGGGACCAAAGACGGCUUGGAGAAGACCAAAGCAGCAGUGAAAAGGGGACGGUCGUAUAUCAAGACCCACUGUCAUGGUAAGCGUAAGAACAGAACAUGGACUAUGGUUCUUAGUGCACACUAGUCAGUUAAUUACACUAGUGUAUCUGGGAUAAAUUGCAAGCACUUUACAUUGUAACAGAGGAAUCAUCCACUAACAAUGUGUAUUAACCUCCUGGGUGAUGCUGAUCUGAUUUAAGCUGACCUCCUCUCUCCUGUUUAUCUCAGAGAGGAAGUCAACCUGUUUUGAGGAUGAGGAGUCGGAGCUCUUCAUCGAAGUGGAAUGCUUCAACAUGGAGCCAGUGCUCAGUCCCGUCCCUGAAGGGCUCUCACAACAACAGGUGGUGAGGAGGUGUAUACUGGGCUCCAUAUUAGAGAGUGAGAAGAACUAUCUUGAUGCACUGAAGCGGAUUUUAGAGGUAUGUUAUUUUACAGUUUAUACAUUUCAUAUAGAAUUUCUCUGAUUUCCUCCAGGAAAAUAUUUCCUACCACCCACAUCCUUAUAAUCCUUAUCCUCUCUCCUAUCAGCAAUAUGAAAAGCCACUUUUGGAGAUUGAGCCCAGGUUGCUAAGCGAUAGGAAGCUGAAGGUGACGUUCUAUCGUAUCCGGGAGAUUCUCCAGUGCCACGCCCUGUUCCAGAUCGCCCUGGCGUGCCGCGUGGCCGAGUGGGACAGUCUGGAGAUGAUUGGGGAUGUCUUUGUAGCCUCGGUGGGUUGGUGGACAAGUGUAGGAAGGAUUUAGUGCUGGGGAACCUACUGUAGGAAGGAUUCAGUUCCUAAUGUUUCACUUUUAAGAUGGCUGGAAGAGUAAACCAUUUGACAGUGGUCAUAUGGUCAAAACUAGUGGACAGAAACAUUCCUUUACUCACACAAUAUCCUGUACUGUGCUUCACCAUUGAACACAACACUGACUGAAGCGAUAGUGAAAGUUUACCAUGACUCAUUAGUCCCAUGACUGCACACACACACACACACACACACACACACACACACACACACACACACACACACACACACACACACACACACACACACACACACACACACAUAGCUGCACUGGGUUCUUGGAGGAAGUGCUCCACCCUGGUGUCUCCGCUGCCUAGCAACCCGGUCAGGGGUCUUCAAACAAAGACUCCCCCAGUAACCCCAGUCCUCCCUCUUCCUGAGGUUUUUACUGACCCCUAACCCCUGGCACCACAACACAGGAGCAGGACACAGCAUAUGUUACCCAUGUGCUGUGUGCCUCCUUCCCUACUGUCCUCCCUCUCUUAUCCCUUGCCAGAAACACCCAUCAUAACACACUGCCCAACUAACAGCUUAUUUUGGCCCUAGGAAGCCCCAUUCCUUUGUCUGGAUCCAGGUUGAUUCCAUUCCUGACUGUGAUUGUAUUGGACUCGUAUGAGGUGUUAAUGGCUUGCUCUCUCCCCUUUCUGUCUCUCUCUCUCUAUAUAUCUGGGUCCCAGUUCUCCAAGUCCAUGGUGCUGGACGCCUACUGUGAGUAUGUGAACAACUUCAGCACAGCCAUGGCGGUGGUCAGGAAGACGUGUGCCUCCAAACCCAGCUUCCUAGACUUCCUCAAGGUCAGUCAGAGCACCACUGUAAAUAUACAGUUGAAGUUGGAAGUUUACAUACACUUAGGUUGGAGUCAUUAAAACUUGUUUUUUCAACCACUCCACAAAUUUCUUGUUAACAAACUAUAGUUUUGGCAAGUCGGUUAGGAAAUCUACUUUGUGCAUGACACAAGUAAUCUUUCCAGCAAUUGUUUACAGACAAAUUAUUUCACUUAUAAUUCACUGUAUCACAAUUCCAGUGGGUCAGAAGUUUACAUUCACUAAGUUGACUGUGCCUUUUAAACAGCUUGGAAAAUUCCAGAAAAUGAUGUCAUGGCUUUAGAAGCUUCUGAUAGGCUAAUUGACAUCAUUUGAGUCAAUUGGAGGUGUACCUGUGGAUGUAUUUCAAGGCCUACCUUCAAACUCAGUGCCUCUUUGCUUGACAUCAUGGGAAAAUCAAAAGAAAUCAGCCAAGACCUCAGAAAAAUAAUUGUAGACCUCCACAAGUCUGAUUCAUCUUUGGGAGCAAUUUCCAAACGCCUGAAGGUACCACGUUCAUCUGUACAAACAAUAGUACGCAAGUAUAAACACCAUGGGAUCACGCAGCCAUCAUACCGCUCAGGAAGGAGACGCGUUCUGUCUCCUAGAGAUGAACGUACUUUGGUACGAAAAGUGCACAUCAAUCCCAGAACAACAGCAAAGGACCUUGUGAAGAUGCUGGAGGAAACAGGUACAAAAGUAUCUACAGUGGGGAAAAAAAGUAUUUAGUCAGCCACCAAUUGUGCAAGUUCUCCCACUUAAAAAGAUGAGAGGCCUGUAAUUUUCAUCAUAGGUACACGUCAACUAUGACAGACAAAAUGAGAGAAAAAAAAUCCAGAAAAUCACAUUGUAGGAUUUUUUAUGAAUUUAUUUGCAAAUUAUGGUGGAAAAUACGUAUUUGGUCAAUAACAAAAGUUUUUCAAUACUUUGUUAUAUACCCUUUGUUGGCAAUGACACAGGUCAAACGUUUUCUGUAAGUCUUCACAAGGUUCUCACACACUGUUGCUGGUAUUUUGGCCCAUUCCUCCAUGCAGAUCUCCUCUAGAGCAGUGAUGUUUUGGGGCUGUCGCUGGGCAACACAGACUUUCAACUCCCUCCAAAGAUUUUCUAUGGGGUUGAGAUCUGGAGACUGGCUAGGCCACUCCAGGACCUUGAAAUGCUUCUUACGAAGCCACUCCUUCGUUGCCCGGGCGGUGUGUUUGGGAUCAUUGUCAUGCUGAAAGACCCAGCCACGUUUCAUCUUCAAUGCCCUUGCUGAUGGAAGGAGGUUUUCACUCAAAAUCUCACGAUACAUGGCCCCAUUCAUUAUUUCCUUUACACGGAUCAGUCGUCCUGGUCCCUUUGCAGAAAAACAGCCCCAAAGCAUGAUGUUUAAACCCCCAUGCUUCACAGUAGGUAUGGUGUUCUUUGGAUGCAAUUCAGCAUUCUUUGUCCUCCAAACACGACGAGUUGAGUUUUUACCAAAAAGUUCUAUUUUGGUUUCAUCUGACCAUUUGACAUUCUCCCAAUCCUCUUCUGGAUCAUCCAAAUGCACUCUAGCAAACUUCAGACGGGCCUGGACAUGUACUGGCUUAAGCAGGGGGACACGUCUGGCACUGCAGGAUUUGAGUCCCUGGCGGCGUAGUGUGUUACUGAUGGUAGGCUUUGUUACGUUGGUCCCAGCUCUCUGCAGGUCAUUCACUAGGAUUUUUGCUCACCGUUCUUGUGAUCAUUUUGACCCCACGGGGUGAGAUCUUGCGUGGCGCCCCAGAUCGAGGGAGAUUAUCAGUGGUCUUGUAUGUCUUCUAUUUCCUAAUAAUUGCUCCCACAGUUGAUUUCUUCAAACCAAGCUGCUUACCUAUUGCAGAUUCAGUCUUCUCAGCCUGGUGCAGGUCUACAAUUUUGUUUCUGGUGUCCUUUGACAGCUCUUUGGUCUUAGCCAUAGUGGAGUUUGGAGUGUGACUGUUUGAGGUUGUGGACAGGUGUCUUUUAUACUGAUAACAAGUUCAAACAGGUGCCAUUAAUACAGGUAACGAGUGGAGGACAGAGGAGCCUCUUAAAGAAGAAGUUACACGUCUGUGAGAGCCAGAAAUCUUGCUUGUUUGUAGGUGACCAAAUAUGUAUAUACACAGUAAAACGAGUCCUACAUCGACAUAACCUGAAAGGCGGCUCAGCAAGGAAGAAGCCACUGCUCCAAAACCGCCAUAAAAAAGGCAGACUAUGGUUUGCAACUGCACAUGGGGACAAAGAUCGUACUUUUUGGAGAAAUGUCCUCUGUUCUGAUGAAACAAAUAUAGAACUGUUUGGCCAUAAUGACCAUCGUUAUGUUUGGAGGAAAAAGGGGGUUUCUUGCAAGCCGAAGUACAUCAUCCCAACCGUGAAGCACGGGGGUGGCAGCAUCAUGCUGUGGGGGUGCUUUGCUGCAGGAGGGACUGGUGCACUUCACAAAAUAGAUGGCAUCAUGAGGAAGUAAAAUUAUGUGAAUAUUUUGAAGCAACAUCUCAAGACAUCUGUCAGGAAGUUAAAGCUUGGUUGCAAAUGGGUCUUCCAAAUGGACAAUGAUCCCAAGCAUACUUCCAAAGUUGUGGCAAAAUGGCUUAAGGACAACAAAGUCAAGGUAUUGGAGUGGCCAUCACAAAGCCCUGACCUCAAUCCUAUAGAAAAUGUAUGGGCAGAACUGAAAAAGCGUGUGCGAGAAAGGAGGCCUACAAACCUGACUCAGUUACACCAGCUCUGUCCGGAGGAAUAGGCCAAAAUUCACCCAACUUAUUGUGGGAAGCUUGUGGAAGGCUACCCGAACGUUUGACCCAAGUUAAACAAUUUAAAGGCAAUGCUACCAAAUACUAAUGGAGUGUAUGUAAACUUCUGACCCACUGGGAAUGUGAUGAAAGAAAUAAAAGCUGAAAUAAAUCAUUCUCUCUACUAUUAUUCUGACAUUUCACAUUCUUAAAAUAAAGUGGUGAUCCUAACUGACCUAAGACAGGGAAUUAAAUGUCAGGAAUUGUGAAAAACUGAGUUUAAAUGUAUUUGGCUAAGGUGUAUGUAAACUUCCGACUUCGACUGUAGGUCUUUUUUAAAAUAUGCUCUUGUGAAAAUACAGAGAUACAGCUGUGCAGAAUGUGAUUUCAGACUGAACAAAAGUACUUUGUGGUGCUGUAUUGAUUGUCCUGCACUGCAUCAAUCAGUAAUCAUUGAUUGUCCUUCUCUCUCUCCACAGCAUCGUCAGGACACCAGCAGUGACCGGGUCACUCUCUAUGGACUCAUGAUGAAGCCCAUCCAGAGAUUCCCUCAGUUCAUUCUGCUGCUGCAGGUAUCUAUUUCACUGUAACGUCCACACUUAGCUCCUAGAAUAAAUAUUACACUCAUCUACCAGCAGAGUGUGCCACAUACUCACUACCAAAGAGCUCAAACUGCACUACGCAGGGAGAUUGCUGUGUAGUGUGCAUACUCUUGGGAAAUCAUUUCUGCUCCAGGUGCUUCAAAUUAUAUCCUCACACAUAAUUGUUAUGACUGAGGAUAAUCUUUAAGACUGCCCAUUGGCCUUCUGAAAGAAGCUGAAUAGUUUUAAACUGCCACUGUAUGCCACUGUAGAGAUGAUCUGGAUAUGAUCUGUGCUCUGUAAUAUUCUGAAUGUGUUAUCUCUCCAUGCUGUAUGGCAGGACAUGUUGAAGAACACCCCAGCAGGUCACAGUGACAGGCUGCCCCUACAGAUGGCCCUGACAGAACUGGAGACCCUGGCUGAGAAGCUCAAUGAGAAGAAGAUGGAGGCUGACCAGCGCUGUGAGAUCAGACACAUAGCCAAGGCUAUGAAUGAACGCUACCUCAACAAGGUAUUGCUCUGGCACACACACACACACACACACACACACACACACACAAUUACACUCACUCACACCAUCACACACACACACACAGUUUUGUAUAACUAACCUUGUGGGGACACACAAUUCAUUUCCAUUCAAAAUCCUAUUUUCCAUAACCCUAACCUUAUCCCUACAGUGCAUUCGGAAAGUAUUCAGACCCCUUGACUUUUUCCACAUUUUGUUACGUUAUAGCCUUAUUCAGAAAUUGAUGAAAUAUAUAAUUUUUUCAUCAAACCACACACAAUACCCCAUAAUGACGAAGUGAAAACAGGUUUUUAGAAAUUUGGAGUCCACCUGUGGUACAUUCAAUGUAUUGGACAUGAUUUGGAAAGGCACACACCUGUCUAUACAAGCUUGUAGCGUCAUACCCAAGAAGACUCAAGGCUGUAAUCGCUGCCAAACAAAGUACUGAGUGAAGGGUCUGAGUACUUACAUAAAUGUGAUAUUUCCAUUUUAAUUUUUCAUAAAUUUGCAAACAAAAAUAAAAACCUGUUUUUGCUUUGUCAUUAUGGGGUAUUGUGUUUAGAUUGGUGAGGGGAAAAAAACACAAUUUAAUCCAUUUUAGAAUAAGGCUGUAAUGUAACAAAAUGUGGAAAAAGUGAAGGGGUCUGAAUACUUUUUCGAAUGCACUGUAACCCUAAACCUAACCCUAGCUCCUAACACAAAUUCUAACCUUAACCCUAAACCCCCUAGAAAUAGCAUUUGACCUUGUGGGGACUAACAAAAUGUCCCCAGUUUGUUUACUAUUCUUGUGGGGACUUCUGGUCCACAUAAGUAUAGUUUAACAUGUCCACACACACCAUUGAUCUUCUUCAGACUAUAGGGGUUCAGUGUAUGUCCUCUAUUACUUGAUGAUAUUUUAAUGUUUAAACAGAUUGUUUCUUCUGUUGUGUGGGUGUUGAGGCCUUGACUGUAUAUGCUUCACAUUCUUUACUGAGAAUCCAGCUAUCCACAAAUCUGGCAAUAUAUAGGAGAUGGCUCAGAGCCUGAUACGGAGGCAUAACAUCAAUAUUCCCUACUGUAUAAUUAUUUGUCUGUUUGUCUGCCCACGAGCAAACAGCCACCCCAUGGCAUCUAUAUUUUAUGGAUGUGUAUAUGCUGCAAAGUGCAUUAACUGUAACUAAAAGCACACUUAUCUGUAAACUGUAUGUGCUUAUAAUAGUAUGUGUACAGUCGUGGUCAAAAGUUUUGAGAAUGACACAAAUACUAAUUUUCACAAAGUCUGCUGCCUCAGUUUUGAUGAUGGCAAUUUGUCUAGGUCCAAAAGGCUCGUUAACAGCUUUUACCCCCAAGCCAUAAGACUGCUGAACAAUUAAUCAAAUGGCCACCCGGACUAUUUACAUUGACACACAAGAAAGUCCAGUAAGCGCCAGGACCGUCUCCUAAAGUUGAUUCAGCUGCGGGAUCAGGGCACCACCAGUGCAGAGCUUGCUCAGGAAUGGCAGCAGGCAGGUGUGAGUGCAUCUGCACGCACAGUGAGGCGAAUACUUUUGGGGGAUGACCUGGUGUCAAGAAGGGCAGCAAAGAAGCCACUUUUCUCCAGGAAAAACAUCAGGGACAGACUGAUAUUCUGCAAAAGGUACAGGGAUUGGACUGCUGAGGACUGGGGUAAAGUCAUUUUCUCUGAUGAAUCCCCUUUCCGAUUGUUUGGGGCAUCCGGAAAACACCUUGUCCGGAGAAGACAAGGUGAGCGCUACCAUCAGUCCUGUGUCAUGCCAACAGUAAAGCAUCCUGAGACCAUUCAUGUGUGGGGUUGCUUCUCAGCCAAGGGAGUGGGCUCACUCACAAUUUUGCCUGAGAACACAGCCAUGAAUAAAGAAUGGUACCAACACAUCCUCCGAGAGCAACUUCUCCCAACCAUCCAAGAACAGUUUGGUGACGACCAAUGCCUUUCCAGCAUGAUGGAGCACCUUGCCAUAAGGCAAAAGUGAUAACUAAAAACAUCGACAUUUUGGGUCCAUGGCCAGGAAACUCCCCAGACCUUAAUCCCAUUGAGAACUUGUGGUCGAUCCUCAAGAGGCAGGUGGACAAACAAAAACCCAAAAAUUCGGACAAACUCCAAGCAUUGAUUAUGCAAGAAUGGGCUGCCAUCAGUCAGGAUUUGGCCCAGAAGUUAAUUGACAGCAUGUCAGGGCGGAUUGCAGAGGUCUUGAAAAAGAAGGGUCAACACUGCAAAUAUUGACUCUUUGCAUAAACUUAAUGUAAUUGUCAAUAAAAGCUUGUAAUUACACUUCAGUAUACCAUAGUAACAUCUGACAAAAAUAUCUCAUAACACUGAAGCAGCGAACUUUGUGAAGACCAAUACUUGUCAUUCUCAAAACUUUUGACCACGACUGUAUAUUCUAAACUAACUAAAUGGUAUCUUCAUAUUAAUUUCACCCUUGACACGGUCCAGACUAAAAAGCUAUACUAAGAUCAGACACUGCUUCCCCGCAAUAUCUAGAGUAUUUAUUUCUAUUUUGGGGAGUACCAUAAAUGUACAUUGACAUAAAUCAUAAAUGAACCUUGGGGAAGACCGUUGAAGCCAUAUAUUGCAUCUGACCUCUGCGUAUCUCUCCCUUAUCCAUCAGCUCCUGAGUAACGGCAGCCGCUACCUGAUUCGCUCUGACGACAUGGUGGAGACGGUCUACAACGACCACGGAGAGGUCAUCAAGACCAAGGAGCGACGCCUUUUCCUGCUCAACGACGUGCUCAUGUGUGCCACACCCAACGUCCGGUAAGACCCAAAGCACCAGUACCAGACACAGUACUCACCCUGGCCAGGGUUUCUACCCACAGAUGGAGCACCCUCUCUGGGUAUGAUUCUGAUCAGCUCACAGUGGAGGAGCCUGUGUCCUGUAAUUAUACUGUGCCUCAACACACUAGCUACUGGCUACUGGCUCUGACAUGAGGAUCUAUAAGCUUUAUGAAGAAGUAGUAGUAGUAGUUUAUAAAAUUUUUACAAGUAGGCUGUACUUGGCAGCUAAAAGCUGCAUUGCAGUACACAGCACAUACAGGUAAACAAAUCUCAAGGUGCUUAAAAAGAAAAACAACUGGGCCUCCCGAGUGGCGCAGCGGUCUAAGGCACUGCAUCGCAGAACUAGAGGCGUCACUACAGAUCCGGGUUCGAUCCCGGGCUGUGACGCAGCCGGCCGCGACUGGGAGACCCAUGAGGCGGCGCACAAUUGGCCCAGGGUCGUCCGGGUUAGGGGAGGGUUUGGCCGGCUGGGAUGUCCUUGUCCCAUCGCGCUCUAGCGACUCCUUGUGGCGGCCCGGGCGCCUGCACGCUGACUUCGGUCGCCAGCUGUACAGUGUUUCCUCCGACACAUUGGUGCGGCUGGCUUCCAGGGUUGCAGCGAUGGGACAAGACUGUAACUACCAAUUGGAUAUCACAAAAUUGGGGAGAAAAAGGGAAAAACCUAAACAAGAAAAUUGCCCCAAAAAAAUUUGUCCAAAAUAUGAAUGACAUGAGUAACAAAUGGAGCGACAGUCAAUAAAUAGCUCUAAAUUGAGCAGGUGCAGGUGGUGAACAGGGGGAGCUGAGCAGCCAGAUCAUGUCGUCCGGGGGCAGGAAGAUACCUCAAGGUGUCUUUCAGCCCGCGUCUUCUCCGUGCGGUAGGACACUUGUAGAACGAGAUCGGUGCAGUUAGUUUUUUAUCUCCCCAUACACUCACUCAGGAUACAGUACACUCAUAACUUUGGAGGAAUGCGACAGUCAAAUCAAAAUAGCCUGUCCUUCUCCUCUGUAUCCAGGUGCAGUGUUGAUGGCAGUGGUAGUGGCAACGCCGCCCUGGGUCAGAAGUUCUGUGAAGUGCAUGAGUACGUCUUGUCUACGUAACAGUCUGAUAGCCAGUUUUGAUGGGCAAACGUAGUAAUAGACAUCCCACAUUUGGUAAAACUUUAACCAGUACCCGGACAGUACAUGAGGAACAACUCUAUAAAUUGCCGAUUGUAGCAACCUUUUGGUCCCUGUGAGGAAAUUCCCCCUUGGAGAGAAAGUGGUCAUCAAUGCCAAACCAAGUACGUCCCAAUGAUUGGCAACCACAGAGAUCUGUCACAGGGGUCUGCCUGUAACCUGCUUAGUAUUGGAAUAAGAGUAUGAUGUGGGUAAGAUGUAGUUUAGUGGUCUAGUGCCCCCCCCCCCCCCAUUGAGGCCUUAUUUAAGUGAUAUUGCCCGAGAAGCCGAGACGAAGUCGAGGGCCGGCAAACCGUGCCAAUUAUCACUUUUAUACAACGGGUUACCAACAUAUUCAAAUAAUGAUUUACAUAUUUUCAUUAAAAACGUUAUUUUGAUGAAUUUAUUCAUACUAUUUCAUCCUUCCACAAGAUAUAGUCCCGACACAAAUCUAGGAUUGCUACCCAAGCCGGCUGGUCGUUCAUUCUAUUGGUUCGGUUGCUAGAGACGCGACCCAGUCGUUCGUUCUAAAUGUUCCAUUGACAUACUGGCUGGCAACAUUCUUAUCCCUUGCUUGCUAGCUAGCCAACUACGUCUAAUUUACAAAAAGUGCAGCCAGAAUAACAGCAAAGUAGCUGCAUUUGCAUUUGUUUAAGCCGUUUUCUAGAGACAUUUAUUUGGACACAUCCAUAACAAUGAGCUAAUGAGGCGUGAUUUCGUCUGGCAUAGAACAUUUGCUCACUAGUCAGGACACUGUUGUUCAGAGGCGCUAGCCAUCAACACAGAAAGACUGCAAAUUAGCUGUACUUCGUUUAUUUUACCUUUUUUCAAUUGACAUUUCUUUGGUAUAUAUCCAUAAAAAUUAUGCCAGCUGAUUCAUGAUUUCGACUGGUUGAGAAACGCUGCCUGCCUGUCUGUCUCGUCCCGACUCCCGACACGUUCAUUACUAUGGGACAGCUGGAGAUCGAAUUUGAAUAUUGAAACAAUGUUGCAAAUGUUGGAGAGACAGAAAACGAAAUGUUAGUCUUAAAGAAACAUGCUUACAUGCUUUUUAUAGUGGAGAUCAAGUUUAUAAAUUGCUUGGCUGGGCUGAUGAGACAGUGGAUUGCGCAGUCAGAUGGAACAGAGUAAAUAGGCAUUUUAACGUCAUAGAUGUAGCCAGUGGUAACUUGUGGAAUAGACACUGGCUGGAAUGCGGUUUUAACCAAUCAGCAUUCAGGAUUAGAACCACCCGUUAUAUAAAUUGAAAUAAUAUGUCAUUAAUCUGCACAGUGGCUGUACAAUGCAUAUACAGUACAGUACAGGCAGCAAUACCUUGUUUUCUGCUGUGUAUAAAAUCAAUACCAAUACCAAUGCCUCUUAGUGCUGAUAAUGCUUCAACACCCCCCCUGAAAUAUUGAUGAGUUCUAGAUGAUUACUGUAAUUAAAUUAAUCACUGAUGUUACUGUUGGAUGAAUCAUGGGGGGCUUUCCCUCUCAGAUUAUAGCGUUGCAUGGCCACACUCAAUAUCAAGGAGCAAAAGUUGCUUGUAUAUUCAUUUCAGACACCCCAACGACAAAUGUUUAGCCAUCAUUUUCUGUGUGCCAGGCUUUCCCUCUCAAACCACUGAGAGACGUUUUAAAAUAGUUCCAGAGAGACUGUGGUGGUUAGUCUUUUAAGCAGCCAGCUCCACUCUCUACUGUAUGCAGGGUCACUGACUUCACUAUUCCCCUGGCCUGCUCUGGCAGCUGCUCGGCACGGCCGCUCCUUUAAACUCCUUAUUGGAAACCAUGCUACCAUCAUAACCAGACUGUAUGAUUUGUGGUCAUAACCAGGCAGUUGCUUUUUUUAGUAAAGAACAUUCACCCGUACUCCUGAUUACCAACCAGGCGUGGGUAAUGGGUAAUGCAAUGUUACAUUAGUGUGCUUUUCAUUUAGCUGGUGUUCAGGUGGUGACAGCAGUACACCCACUGGGGAAGGCAUGGUGGAUGCUGUAAUAACUAUGGAGUAACUAUGUUAUUGUAUGCUAGAGGUUCUGAACGGAGGUGACAGUAGUUUCCUGUGUGUGGCAGGCUGUGACUGAGCAGACAUUACCACUGCGCUGUUACACCAAGCCCUCUGAUGCCGGCUUCUGUCUAACCCCUCUGUGGUGCUAGUGUGAUCUACUCCAGUUGUGUGUAUAAAGCCAGAGAUACUCAUUCUAUGAAAAAGUGCUAUGAAAAAGUAUUUGCCCCCUUUCUAACAUGGUUCCAGUAAUGCCUGGCGAAAACCAAACUCUGCAUUCCACAGUAAGAACAUCAUACCAAAGGUCAAGCGUGGUGGUGGUGUGAUGGUUUGGGGAUGCUUUGCUGCCUCAGGACCUGGACGACUUGCCUUAAUAGAAGGAACCAUGAAUUCUGCUCUGUAUCAGAGAAUUCUACAGGAGAAUGUCAGACCAUCCGUCUGUGAGCUGAAGCUGAAGCGCAGCUGGGUCAUGCAGCAAGACAAUGAUCCAAAACACACAAUCAAAUCUACAUGAAAAUUGCUAAAAAGCAACAAAUUGGAAGUUUUGGAAUGGCCUAGUCAAAGUCCAGACCUAAGCCCAAUUGAGAUGUUGUGGCAGGACUUGAAACGAGCAGUUCAUGCUUGAAAACCCACACGUCACUGAGUUAAAGCAGUUCUGCAUGGAAGAGUGGGCCAAAAUUCCUCCACAGCGGCGUGAGAGACUGAUCAACAACUACAGGAAGCAUUUAGUUGGAGUCAUUGCAGCUAAAGGUGGCACAACCAAUUAUUGAGUGUAAGGGGGCAAUUACUUUUUCACACAGGGGAAUUGGGUGUUGCAUAACUUUGUUUAUGAAAUAAAUGAAAUAAAUAUGUAAUUGUUGUGUUAUUUGUUCACUUAUGUUCCCUUUAUCUAAUAUUAGGUUUUGGUUGAAGAUCUGAUAACAUUCAGUAUCACAAAUAUGCAAAAGUAGAGAAAAUUAGCACUGUAUAUAUAUAUAUAUAGUUGUAAUACCGAGGGUAUGGCCUACUGUAUACAGACGUUGAGCCUCUGAUUACAAAUGGCUUUAUAGUGUAAUAGCCAUGCCCUUUGACCCACAUGCUGAGAAGAGGAUGACAGUGUAGCCUGUAAAUGGAUGUCAUUGUGCGUAAGCCUUUGUUAUUUAAGAGUCCAUUAGUGAUGUACUGUACUGCUCUCCAUCCAUAUUGUUAAAGCACAGGACCCUGAGUGAAGUUGACCAUAUGGGCCAUUCCUUUUAGAUUUUUCCCUCUCAUCCUCUUACUCACUGAAAUGCCCUUUCCUCUCUUCCCUCCCCUCCACUACCAACUGCCACCUUCAUCCCCUCUCCUCCCCGAAGCCUCUUACCCACUCACCCACCCGCCACCUCUCCAUCUGCCCUCUAGUCCCAGCCACAGACGGCCUGAUGGGGCUAAAAACAGUCAACUAAAGCAUCUGGACCCUGGGCUGACAGACAGACAGGCAUGCAUAUUCCUAGCCAGCUGUCUAGUCCUGACCUUGGUUAGACCCCUAUACAUACAUCCAGUAACCUAUUGCCCUUAAGAGAUCCAUAUGGACAGGACAGCAGUCUGGUUCAGCUCAGUAAUGUUAGCUAAUUACAUUGGACAUGGAGCUGGAAUUGAAAACAUGACAGUACGGUAUGGUCAUUUUUACCUGACAGAAAUGGAUCAGGCCAUGUCAACCCCCCACCCCCCCCACCCCAUAUUUUUUCUAUGACCCAUAUGAUUUCUUUAAUACUGAUGAGAUUUUCCUCCUAGUUAGUCCUCUCUGUGUGUCUGUUCUGGCCAGGCAUUUUACGUGGAAAAAACCCCACUCUCAGCUUCUCUCCCUCUCUCCAUAGUCCAGUAUGUUCCGCCAAAGCAACUGGUGACCUGCCUACUAGAGGCAAUAAAAAGACGGUCCAGCGUAUGAUGUCACAGUUCCCUGUGCUCUGCUCUGCUCUGGAUGUCUAUUUGCUUACCUCAUGUCUGUUGUACUCAGCUUAGCUAAUUGGGACCACCAGAAGAGAUGGGUCAGUUACAUUGGCAAAGACUUUCAAACAAUAAACCGUGACCCUUUCUUCUUCUAGCUGAUGUGGCACUAGUUCAGGUCAGAGCCAUAGAUGAUUGACUGCUCUACAGGUCAGGUUCAGCAUGGCCAGAGUGCUUGUCCAUGGCACUCGGUCUCAUUGUGGCCUAUUAUCAUUGUUUGUCAGAGCAUAUAAUAUCUAUAGUCAUAGAGAUGAAUCAUGGCCUGUAGAAUUCCCAUGGAUGACAAGCCAACAAGCAUGACUGAAGCUUAUUCAGUGAUUCUGCCCUGACCUGGGUUCCAGCCACACACAGACAUCAUUAAGACAGAUGAGGCAGGGAAUAUUUUAACUCCAUUAGACAAGACAAUUAGCUCAAUAGAACAGAAACCACAUCACAUUUUAACAUGUUUCAGAAGCUAGGACAAAUUGUUAUUUUUACCAUACACUUGAACAUACCUGAAUAUAUUAAUAAGUGGAAUGAUAUCUUGGUACAUGAUGAAGAGAAAGUCCCUGAAUUAGCUUCUGUACGUAAACGUACAAUCUGAAGUAGCCAGUUCUGAAUAACUCUUUCUGUCUCCAGUGUGACCACCACCUACGUGAAGUACUUAAUGCAGUGCAAACAGAGUGGAAGUUUCUCUGAGUGUCCUCUCUUGGCAGCCCUGGGGAAGAAUGGAGCGGUUGCCAUGGAGCUGGAACACUACGGCAGUGUGAAGGGCCAUUAUAGACCCCACAGAAAGUAGACUGGCAAAACCAGAGGGAGCUCCAGGAAUCCUGGCGCCAGAGAUUCCCAUUCACAUUAACCCCCUCCCAGUUCCAAUGUGCUGCCUUAUGAGAGUGGUAGACCACGUUUAAGUUGAAAAGUCAUAUGGUGAAAUCAUCUUUAAGAGCUUCCCUGCUUACUUGUUAGCAGACAGUACCAUAUGGUGCAAAUCAUACCGUAUGAUGACUUGUUGGCAGGCCUGUCUGAAAGACGAGGAGGGUCCUCCUCUCUGUGCUGCAGGUUUAUUUGAGUUACAGCCUUGAGAGAAGGCUAUGUGCUGGCAGAGCCUACAGGGGCCUCUCCUCUUUCUCUCUCGGAGGAGUCUGGCUCUCUGUCUGUGUCUCUUCCUGAUAUACAGGCUGAGCACUGACAAACAAAGCAGCCCAUUGUCCCGAGCUGGACGCACAGAAACACAAUAAUCACUUACUUCACUGGGCCGUUGGUUCGGUUAGGCAGGGCACAUCUACAAAGAAACACACACACACCCGCGCGAUAGAGGGAAGUUUGAACCCAGGAAACUCAAGUACACACACUCUCUCACACACACACACACACACACACACACACACACACACACACACACACACACACACACACACACACAGUUCAGAGCCAUGCCAAGUUGGGAAACAGACUGACUUUGUCUGGCAGUAUGUCUUAUCUUACCUCCUGCUUUCAAUGCAAAAUAAUUGCCCUUGAGAUUUGUAUGGCUCAUAUUGUUGGGUCAGUGGGUUCAGAUGGGAUAUGGGCUCAGCUUUGUGAAUCACAACUUACUUCUUUUACCAACUUUGCUUGGUAAUAACACAGUUCUCUGUUGACAAUGACAUGAUCGUUUAUUGACCUGUUGUCAUUGUCUCUCCUCCCAGAUAAGCUGUACAUGGGUCCAGGCCAGCUGUACCAGGACCUGCAGAACCUCAUCCACGACCUCAGCCUGGUCAACCAGAUCUCCAGCAUGAUCGGAAGCCUCAAGGGAAACUACCAGGUGAGCCGCAUAUAUCGCUGCAUUCAUUUCAAGGCUUGUUUUCUGCCUGUGAGAAUACAAGUAUAUUAUUUGGCUGUGUAUAAAUGUGGCCUGAGGUUUUGAUAUGGGGUCCCCAUUCUGUCAUGUCAGGCUGUGUGUGUGUGUGAGCUCUGGUGCACAGUAGUUUCCACAGACAGUGCUGUGUAGUGCUGAGCUGUGAGACUCAACUAGCCAGUGUUAGUGAUGUGUCUGUCUGAGAGUGGUGGGGGAGCAGAGACCAGGCCAGAGGCACACAGAGAGACAUGUGUCUCACACACACAAGACAGAGGGGGGCUUUUGUGGUCAAUUUGGAAGAGCUGGUGUGUGGAGUCAAUCUCUGCUCGCCCAAUGGCAUGAUUGAAAGCUGUAAUAGAUCUAGCAUGCAUCUGACGUUAUGGGGCUAUGGUAUAAGCAGUGUCUUGUGUUAAUACUUUAUCUGACUCUCUCUCUCUGGCUCUUUUUUCUCCCUCACUGUAGAACGUUAACGCUACGGUGGCCCAUGAUUGGGUGUCAGGUCUGCAGCGUCUCAUCCUGAAGAAGGAGGAGGAGAUCCGGGCUGCAGACCGCUGUAGGAUCCAGCUGCAGCUGCCUGGCAAACCGGACAAGUCAGUGUCUGACACACACCACUGCUGUCUCUCACACACAUAGACCUCACACCCACCACACCGCUGUCUCCCUCUCACUCACUAGGUUAGGCCCCUAUGUCCUCACUCCCUCACUGUCCCCUCUCACCAUCCAGGAAUGA